Heterotrigona itama is the source of this 4363-nucleotide messenger RNA. The record is from the annotation of a GenBank genome assembly. NCBI's taxonomy places the organism in Eukaryota, Metazoa, Arthropoda, Insecta, Hymenoptera, Apidae.
AUGUAUAAAGAUUGUAAUCGGCAGAUAAAUAUUGAUCAACAUGCGAUGAAAAAAGUGUGUGACACAAUCUACUCGUUUCUGUGAAUCGAAUCUAAUAAUUCCGCGUGCAUUAGAUCAUUUUCUUAAUCAAAAAAAUACAUUAGUUCUUUGUCAUGAUGCGCCUUUUGUUCUAUGUUAGUACUACCUAGCUAUUUACUUAUCUAUGUACUAAUGAUGUAUAUUUUCGUCACUUUUCUAAUCUCGAGUAAUUUCUAUUGUUGUGUGUGUGCUCUUUCUAAUUAACAAAUUUAUAUAGAAAUAAAAAAUUUAUUAAAAAUUUUGAAGAAAUAAGAUUGUGUUAUAAAUAGAAAUCAGUAUAAGUUGAAAGCAAUGAAAAGUGUAUAGUAAAACUAAUUUGACUUGACUACAUAUGUUUAUUCAUAAUUUUGUAAGAUAGUGCCAACAAUGUCUGACAGCAUUUCAAAUGAUGAAAAAACUGAGAAUGUUUCUCAUGAUCCUGAAUAUGAUGAUACACUGGGUGUACCUGAUUUGUUAAAUGAAAAUGAAAAUAUUAGUUCUAGCGAGGAUAUUGAUAAUAGAGAAUGUCUUGGUGUGAUACCUUUUUCUGCAAUACAUGAUUUGCCAAAAAAUUUUAAAAGCCAAUAUCAUAAUGUUUUUAUUCCUGGUGAAGAAGUAUAUGUGAACAUUAUAAACAAUGAGCGUAGCGUAACAACACAUCCAUUGAAUCCAAAUUUGUACACUAUUGAAUUUAGGCAUGGCCCAUUUACUUGGAUGAUUAAAAAACGAUACAAAGAUAUCCAAUAUUUGCAUAAUCAAUUAAAGAUAUAUAGAGCCAGUUUAAAUAUACCUUUUCCAACUAAAAGUCACAAAGAAAGAAGGACCAGUCUGAAAAGCUUAGGAGAUGCAAAAGAAGGCAAAAGUUGUAGAGGCGCACUGCCAAGAUUUCCAAAUAGGCCAGAUGUUUUAGUACCUUAUGAACAAUUAGAGCAUAGGAAAAAAGUAUUAGAAAAUUAUUUCACUAAUUUAUUAAAAAUAAAAAUCUACUUGCACCAUCCAGAAACAAUCAAUUUUUUGGAAAUUUCACACUUAUCAUUUAUAGAAGAUUUAGGAAUGAAAGGCAAAGAAGGAAUUAUUUUAAAACGAACCGGAUCAGGUGCAAAAAGUAGAUGUAACUUUUGUGGUCUUGUCGAAAGUAUGUGUUGUAUUAGAUGUAAUCAUUUUUGUACAUCUCUAUGUGGAAAAUGGCAUUCUCGACAUCUCGUUGUUAAAGAUACUUUCGUUGCUUAUAUGAAACCGAAAAAUGGUAGCAUAAAGUCAGUGAUUCUAAUGGAUAAUGGGUUUGGAAUCAGUUUUGGUUUGUAUACAACAGGAUUAAGAAAUGGCAUACAAAUAGUGAAUCUUAGUAGGCACAUAGUAAUUAAAUGUGGGACAAGAAGGAAGGCUAAAGAAUGGAUGGAGUUCAUACAAGAAGUUAGUAGCAAAGAAGGUCGAGAUUUUAUACAAUCAAAUCCACAUAAUUCAUUUGCACCUUAUCGUUCCCCUAUACCAGCUACAUGGUUUGUAGAUGGAUCGGGAUAUAUGUCUGCUGUUGCAGAUGCAUUAGAAAAUGCGAAAGAAGAAAUUUUUAUUGCAGAUUGGUGGUUAUCACCUGAAAUUUAUAUGAAAAGGCCAGCUAUUUGUAGUGAUUAUUGGCGAUUAGAUAAAAUUUUAGAGAGAAAAGCAUAUGAAGGUGUCAAAGUGUUCAUAAUGAUCUAUAAAGAAGUAGAAGUUGCACUGGGCAUAAACAGCUUCUAUAGUAAGCAACGGCUAGUUGAAAAAUGUCCCGAAAAUAUAAAAGUAUUACGUCAUCCCGAUCAUGCAAGGGUAGGAGUAUUACUCUGGGCACACCACGAAAAAAUUGUAGUUGUUGAUCAAAGUAUUGCCUUUCUUGGUGGAAUUGAUCUAUGUUAUGGUCGAUGGGAUAAUAAUGAACAUAAAUUAAUAGAUUUGGGUAGCACUCAACAUUCCAGCAUUUAUAUUCCAUCUAAAGGUAGAUUUACCAAUACCAGCACUAAGAAAGUAAGUGUCGCCAUAAAUAAGAAGCACGUUUUGUUACCAUUGGCUAUUGCAACUAAUACAGUUGUAAUGGCUACUACAAAAUCUAUACCUGUAUUGCCAGUAGUGAGCAAGAAGACAGUGUCACCAUUUUCGGCAUUAUCACAAUUGAAUGCUAGUGAUUUAUUGCUAAUGCAGCCAAUAGAAGAAAGCGACACUAUGAAAUGUGACACACCGAAUACAGAGCGUAAAAAUUUAUUUGGGAUGGCAAAAAAUACCAUGGAUAGAAUGAAACGUAAUAUCUUGUUAAAAAGGGAAGAAUUAAUUAACAUGGUAUAUAAUCCACACGAAGAAAGUAGCGAUGAGGAAAAUGUUCCAGAUACCUAUACGCUGCAAACUUCAGUUGAUACUAGUCAAUCACUCGCAUAUAACGAAGACGAAUUGUCAGAUUAUCCAGGUGUAGCUAAAUUAUGGUUGGGAAAAGAUUAUGUAAAUUUUAUUGUCAAAGAUUUUAAUGAUCUUCAAAAGCCUUAUCAAGAUCUAGUAGACAGAAGCAAUACUCCCAGAAUGCCAUGGCAUGAUAUUGGAGUUAUGAUGGAAAAAGCAAGAUUAAACUCAUGUUAUCCAUUUCUGCUUCCAAAAUCAUACCAUAAUUGCAGCAAUUUUAUUCCAUUUAUUGAGAGAUCUUCUAUUCACAAUGUCAAUUGUCAAGUAUUAAGAUCCGUUAGUUCUUGGUCGGCUGGUUUUCUCGAUUCAGAAACAAUCGAGCAAAGUAUACAAGAGGCUUAUAUCGAGACUAUUAGUAAAGCAGAAAGAUAUAUAUACAUAGAGAAUCAAUUUUUCAUAACGCUUGCAUCCAUGCAACGUUCUGUAGUAAAAAAUCGUAUCGGAGAAACAUUAUUAAAACGCAUUUUAAGAGCACACAGAGAAGGUGCAGUAUUUAGAGUAUUCGUGAUAAUGCCUUUACUACCAGGUUUCGAAGGUGAGGUUGGGGGACCAACUGGUACUGCCUUGCGUGCUAUUACCCAUUGGAAUUAUGCUUCUAUAUCAAGGGGUAAAGAUGCUAUCUUAAAUCGAUUAAUUGAAGCAGGAAUAGAAGAUCCUAGCGAGUACAUUACGUUCCAUGGUUUAAGAACUCAUGCAAUGUUAAAUGGUACGCUAGUGACGGAACUAAUUUAUGUUCACAGCAAGCUAUUAAUUGUAGAUGACAAUACUGUUAUUUGUGGUUCUGCCAAUAUUAAUGAUAGAAGCAUGAUAGCAACAAGGGACAGUGAAAUUGCAGUAAUAAUUCAUGAUCAAGAAUUCGAAGAAGGAAGAAUGAAUGAUAUACCGUUUCCUUGUGGCAAAUUUGCAGGAUCAUUACGAAAGCAAUUAAUUUCCGAGCAUUUAGGAUUAUUUAAAAUAAACGAAGACAUAGAUAUAACUGAUAUAAUUAAAAAAUCAUUCUACAGAGAUGUGUGGUGUGCGAGGAGUAACCGAAACACGGAAAUCUAUGAAACAGUGUUUCGUGUUAUCCCGACAGAUAAAGUUGUUAACUUCUCCAUGCUAAAGCAGUAUCAAAAUGAAGAGCCACUUUCUACGUCAAAUCCACUUUUAGCCCAAGAAGAGGUUGAACAAAUUAAGGGUCAUUUAGUAAAUAUACCAUUAAAUUUCUUAAUUAAUGAAGAUCUGAAACCAGCUGCUGGCACAGUAGAAGGAAUAAUGCCAACAGCACUAUGGACAUAAAUUAAUAGUCAAAUUGAAUAUUCACGAAACUUCUGCCAAUGAUUUAAAUAUUUUUUAUAGUUGUAAAUAAGUUAAUCUAGCUCUAAGUAUUUUAUUGACCAAAGUACAAAACAAUUACUCUGUACUUAUAAUUAGAUAUUUUAAUAUGUGUAUCAGCAGCUUAAUCUAACAAUUUUUGCUGAAAAGCAAAUAAUAUGUGAAUCUAUGUGCGACAUUCUACAUCACAUUCUAUAAAAUGAAUCCUUUUUCAAUUCAAGCUUUUAUUUAUAGUUUAAGAGAACUUGUUCAAAGUUAAAUGUCAAUGAAAAUUCAGAUCAAGUAUUUAAAUUAUUGUCAAUGCAUCAAAUGUCAGUCUACUUUAACAUUCCAUAAAAUCUACCUCUUUCAAAUAGAACUCGCGUUAUGAAUGUUAAUAUAAUAAUUGUUAUUCAUUUAAAGAUAGUUUUACUAUAUCAAGUGUUCAAGUGAAACAUGUUUUAUUGCAAAUGAGAAAACGCUUAUAUGAAUAUUUAAGUUUUAACAGUGUGCCUUUUUAAGAGUUGAAUUUUAUAUUAUAACAUUUAUUUUAUAAUAUUAUUUAUUUGUACUGAGUGAUCAAAUAAAA